AUGGGGCCCUGUCAGCCGUGUGACGUGUUCAUGACGAAAGACGGGCAGAUUUUGCCAGUCCCCAAUGUGGUUGUACAGGAUGUGGCCUGCGGCGCUAACCACACGCUGGUCCUGGACUCUCAGAAGCGUGUCUUCUCCUGGGGCUUUGGUGGCUACCGCCGCCAGGGCCACGCCGAGCAGAAGAACGAGAUGGUCCCUCGCCUGGUGAAGCUGUUCGACUUCCCCGGGCGUGGGGCGUCCCAGAUCUACGCUGGCUACACCUGCUCCUUCGCUGUCAGUGAAGUGGGUGGGCUGUCCUUCUGGGGGGCCACCAACACGUCCCGCGAAUCCACCAUGUACCCAAAGGCCGUGCAGGACCUCUGUGGCUGGCGAAUCCGGAGCCUGGCUUGUGGGAAGAGCAGCAUCAUCGUCGCCGCCAACGAGAGCACCAUCAGCUGGGGCCCGUCGCCCACCUUUGGGGAGCUGGGUUACGGGGACCACAAGCCCAAGUCCUCCACCGCGGCUCAGGAGGUGAAGACGCUGGACGGCAUUUUCACCGAGCAGGUGGCCAUGGGCUACGCACACUCCCUGGUGAUCGCUCGAGAUGAAAGCGAGACCGAGAAAGAGAAGGUCAGAAAACUGCCUGAGUACAACCCCCGGACCCUCUGAUUCUCCCGGAGCCCUCAGCCCCCCACCUCCCGCGGCAGCUGUCAGUUCCACGUGCACUGGGACCGGACGUCCAACGAGGAAUUGAAAGAAAGCAAGAGUUGACCGAAGGUGCAUUUUUGUUAGACUCCCUGAGGUUCUGUUUUAUAAGUGAUUUCAAUGUCAACUACCUUUUCUGUAUGCUUUCCAAAGUGUUUUUUUUUUCUUCUAAUGUUUAAUUAAAAUAUUUGCUCAUAGUUGACUUACCAUUCCUACAAAAGAGGCAGAAACUCUGAGCAACCUAGGUUUUUUUUUUUUUUUUCUCCAAGUGGUUUUUCUUUUUCUUCCUGCUCCUAAACACAUUUCUCAGAACACCCCCUUCCAGUCGUAACUAGCAUGUGAUCCGAGUGGGUGCUCCCUGGGAGAGGAGUACCCGUUGAUGCAGAAAGGUCGGUCCCUUCUGGGAGCCAGCAGCGGCUGGACAGAGACAGUGCUGGUGGUGGAUCUCCAUCCAAAAAUCACGCCCGCCUGCUUCGGAAGCAUCUGGGUCACUUUCUUUCCCGCUUUUUCCUGUAGACCAGCCGAGGCCGUUUCUCUCCUUGGCUGCUUGUAAGCCCCAGCACCUUUUGGCUGCAACAUUAUUAGAAAUCUGCCAUUUCCCCCCUGGUGGGGGCUCUGGGGUCUGUGUUUAGCCAUUUUUUAUAUACUUUAGCUAUAAAAGUCCAAAUGAGAAUCGGGUGAUUGUGGACCCAGUGGGACUUGGGUGGGCAGACGAAGGGACAGCAUGUCUAGUUCACGGGCGGCUCUGAGGUUUUUCGGGACGAGCUGGAGCCGUCUGGCCAGUACUCGCCAUUAGAGAUUGAUCAGCCAGCAGUUAAAAAAAAAAAAAAAAAAAAAAAGUGCAUUCUGGAGUCCUUGCAAGGAAGGAUCAGCCCUUUCCGUACCAGCCUUGAUCACCUCUGUGCUUCUGUCUCUAUCCUCCGCCGGAUCCUGCUGGAACGGGCCCAGUCUCUGAGACGCGGGGUCCUGUUCUGCUAACCCAGCUCUCUGGUCGCCUUGCUUGGCUGUGGUACCAAAUAGUUGGGAUUCCUGAAAAGUCCCCCUUCCCCGCGUGUCAGCGCGGAUCUGUGACUGCCACCCCGCUUCCUGCCACGCGCCCUCUGCCCGAGCUCGUCACCGGCGGUGCGCUGCUCUGCGGGACUUACGAGGUGCCUUUCCCGGACCCCUCCGCUCACUUGGACCCAGGAGAGGCGACAGCUCUGGCUGGGGCUCUUGGUUUCGAGAGGGUCAGGAUGGGCUUGGGUACUUUAAAAUAGAUCUAUUUAGUUCAGUGGUGCUUCUGGGGGAGAGGGGGUUCGGACUUGGUGGGACACGUGGGGGGAAUGGGAGAGUUGAAUAUGGGUCUUUUUAUUCUUUGCUUUGCUGUUGUUACCACUUGUCAUUGUCUCGAUGUUAAAAUGCCAAAAAUGA
This is a messenger RNA of Lutra lutra (Eurasian river otter), 2094 nucleotides long. Its product is annotated as protein RCC2-like. The coding region runs from base 1 to 648 and encodes 215 amino acids. Lineage: Eukaryota; Metazoa; Chordata; Mammalia; Carnivora; Mustelidae. The transcript has 2 exons. The record is from RefSeq and is a predicted model, not a curated record.